UCUCUAACUUGAGGACAAAGAUUGUCUUUCGAAGAGCAAAGUCAGAAAUAAAGACAUCACACACACACACACACACACACACACAUAUAUAUAUCAAAGUUUGACUACUCUUCCAGUAAAAGGGAAAAAGGAUGGGAGCUGAACUGUCUGCCAUGCAACGUGCACAAGCCAAUGGACAAAUGUCCACGAAGGCUUCAUCAGUGAGAGUCUCCCAACCUCAGGUUCUUGCCUUCCAUUCCUCUGCCAGAUGGAGGGCUCAUUUUGAGGCCUCCAAAACAACCGCCAAACUGAUGGUUAUUGACUUCACGGCAUCAUGGUGUGUGCCUUGUCGCUUCAUGGAACCGACCAUUAACGAGUUUGCUGCCAAAUAUACGGACGUUGAGUUCAUCAAGAUAGACGUGGAUGAGUUGAUGGAUGUGGCUCAGGAAUUUGGGGUACAGGCAAUGCCAACAUGUAUACUGAUAAAGAAAGGGAGAAUAGUUGAUAAGGUCACUGGGGUCAGAAAGGAAGAGCUUCAGAAGAAGAUUGAGAAACACAGGGCCUACUAUAACUAUGCCUAGUUGCAUUAUAUAUGAUGCUUUGGGCCAAAAAAAAUUAAUAAUAAUAACAAAUAAUUAAAUAAUAAAAAACAUCUCAUAAACACAUUUGUGCGACCCACACAAAUGUCUGAUCUCAGAUGUUGUUAUCACAAAACCACCAACCACACUCAAUAAUUGUUCAUGAAUAAAGUUGACGUCUCUCCUUUAUUAUGUUAUCUACUACUAAUCUCGUUCUCUCCCCUUCUCGUUAUUAUAAUAAAGAGGAAAUUUCGUGAGACAAGAGGGUAGGCUUUGUGGUUAAGAGUCCUCUCUACCAGACAUCUGGUUUUGGAAAGAAAAAAAAAA
This is a messenger RNA of Camellia sinensis, 884 nucleotides long. RefSeq names its product thioredoxin H2. The record is from RefSeq and is a predicted model, not a curated record. Lineage: Eukaryota; Viridiplantae; Streptophyta; Magnoliopsida; Ericales; Theaceae.